Kwoniella mangroviensis CBS 8507 is the source of this 1032-nucleotide messenger RNA. RefSeq lists its product as uncharacterized. Gene Ontology annotation, cellular component: membrane; TRC complex. The transcript has 6 exons. The record is from RefSeq and is a predicted model, not a curated record. Gene Ontology annotation, molecular function: protein binding; molecular adaptor activity. Gene Ontology annotation, biological process: post-translational protein targeting to endoplasmic reticulum membrane. NCBI's taxonomy places the organism in Eukaryota, Fungi, Basidiomycota, Tremellomycetes, Tremellales, Cryptococcaceae. The coding region runs from base 1 to 1032 and encodes 343 amino acids.
AUGGCAGACGCAAGGAAGAAACAGUUGGUUUUCAACAUCAUCGAAUUCUUGAGAACUUCAGCUCAAGAUGGUACCGUGAAAGAGGACGACAAAGAAUCACUCGAAGUUGCAGUCCAAUGUAUCGCCGAGUCAUUCGGCGUUGACCCAGAUUCUUCAGAAGAUCAGAAAUCUUAUUCCAUCGCACCAGCAUCACUAUUAUCGAUAUUAGAUGUCUUCCUCAAAACUAAAGCUAAAUCUGCACCUUCUACUGCCCCCUCAGCCGCUGGACACUCAGAGACGAAAGUGCCUUCUGAACCCACAGCCGAAGACAAGAAGCAAGCCGAAGCUUUGAAGACUAAAGGGAACUCAUUGAUGUCCUCUAAAUUGUACGACUCAGCUAUAGAACAGUACACGCAGGCCAUCGCCCUUUAUCCCAACCCCGUUUACUACUCCAACAGAGCAGCUGCAUGGGGUGGACUGGGCAAACACGAAAAGGCAAUUGAAGAUGCUGAGAAAGCUUUGGAUUUGGAUCCUAAUUUCUCAAAGGCUUAUUCGAGAUUAGGUCACGCACACUUCUCUACAGGAGAUUACCCAUCUGCCGUGAGAGCCUACGAAGACGGUUUGAAACUCGACCCAUCAAACAGCAAUAUGAAGACCGCUCUCGCUACUGCUAAAUCUAAAUUAGCAGAAUCAUCCACAAACUCAGUAGCAGAUAGAGAACCACCUGCCGGUGGAGCCGGUGCAGGUGGAAUGCCAGACUUAAGUUCUCUUGCUUCGAUGUUGGGUGGUGCGGGAGGUGGAAAUGGAGGCGGUAUGCCGGAUUUGGCUAGUAUGAUGAGGAAUCCUCAGUUGAUGGCUAUGGCUCAGCAAAUGAUGGCCAACGGUGGACUCGAACGACUUAUGCAGAACCCCGCUUUGAGGAAUAUGGCUGAGAACAUGCAGAACGGUGGUGGUAUGCCAGAUAUGAGUCAGCUGGCUAAUGAUCCAUCCAUGAGAGAUCUGGCUCAACAGUUCAUGGGUGGGCAAGGUCAAGGUCAAGGACGAGGAGCAUAA